Hypanus sabinus (Atlantic stingray) is the source of this 3320-nucleotide messenger RNA. Its product is annotated as zinc finger protein OZF-like. The coding region runs from base 1191 to 2447 and encodes 418 amino acids. The record is from RefSeq and is a predicted model, not a curated record. Gene Ontology annotation, molecular function: RNA polymerase II cis-regulatory region sequence-specific DNA binding; DNA-binding transcription factor activity, RNA polymerase II-specific. NCBI's taxonomy places the organism in Eukaryota, Metazoa, Chordata, Chondrichthyes, Myliobatiformes, Dasyatidae. Gene Ontology annotation, biological process: regulation of transcription by RNA polymerase II. The transcript has 2 exons.
GCGGGGCUUGGGCUGGCGAUUGCAUCGGGACCGGGGUCCACACCCCGGCCGAGAGACAUUUGCUGCGAGUUCCGGACGCAGCACCCUGAGCUCUGGGAUUAAAAACGGCCCUUCCCCGGGGAAAUGUCUGCUGAUGAGCGAAGGCCCUGGCGCUAAUCCUAUGGCGCAUGCGUGUCGCUGGAUCGGCGGCUGAUAGACGGGGAUCUGGUUCGUGGGUGAAUCGGUUUCUGGUUUGUGGGGGUUUCUGGGUACAGGGACCGCCAUCGGGGACUGCAGAGGCGUGAUUUGGAGCGUUCUCGGAGGGAGUGGAAGAGGACAGACCUCCCAGACCAGUUCCAACAGGGCACAAAAGGUAAAGGAUUUGUACACGUAGAUCUCAAAGACGUCAGUUCCACUGUAUGUUGUCAUCAAUCUUUGGACGUGGAGGAGGAGAUAGUUGAUAAGACAAUACACAAUUUGGAUUAAGGAGAACCUGAACACCUGCUCAGUGUAGGAGAGAGAUUUGGAUGAAGAAAUCUGGAGACAAACCUUGUAAGUUCUCUUCAAGUUAUUGAAGGAGUGAACAGGUAUUUCCAUUGUAACGCCAGUAUAUCACUGGUGGAACCUUGGAGCAGAAGGUGUAUCUCAGUCCAGCUGGAAAUGUGCUUUGUGUCUGAAAUGAAGUUUUCUGUUGUAACUCUGUGAAAUCCACUGGAACUGGGGUACUGAGAACACAUCAGCAUUGGAUUACCAGAGAUCAGGCCUCCAACUGCAUUGCCUACAAGGGAGAAAUGACUUCUGAUAUCUAACUUGAUGAAUCGCCAGAGAACUGAUAGCAGGGAGAUAUCAUUCACCCGCUCUCGGUGUGGGAAGGGAUUUACUCGCUCAGCCGACCUGCGGACACUCCGGUGAAUUUGCACAGGGGAGAGCCCGUUCACCUGGUACUCAGUAAUCCAGCCUGAAGAUAGAUCAGCAAGUUCACUUCAUAGUGAGAUUGUUCAGACGACUCUAAGCAAUUCAUUCUGCUAUCCAAGCUGAAGAUACAUUGGAAAAUUCACCACGGUGAGAGACUGUUCACCUGCUCUGUGUGUGGGAAGGCAGUCACUUGACCACUCAACUUAGUGACACACAAGCGAGCUCACACGAGAGAGAGGGAGAGACUGUUCUUUUCUUCUGUGUGUAGGACGGGAUUCACUUGUACAUCUCACGUGAUGAGUCACCCCUUAAUGCACUCCAAGGAGUGGCCGUUCAUCUGCUCGGACUGUGGGAAGGGAUUCACUGAUUUGUCCCAACUGCAGGAGCACCAGCGAGUUCACACAAGAGCAUUCACCUGUCCCGUGUGUGGGAAGGGAUUCGCUCACUCAUCCCAUGUACUGAGGCACCAGCGAGUUCACUCUGGGGAGAAGCCAUUCACCUGCUCGGACUGUGGGAAGGCAUUCACUCAGUCGUCCCACCUGCAGGUACACAAGCGAGUUCACAGUGGGGAGAGGCCAUUUAUCUGCUCUGUCUGCGGGAAGGGAUACACUCAGUCCUCUGAUCUGAUGAUACACCAGCGGGUUCACACAGGAGAAAGGCCGUUCACCUGUUCUGUGUGUGGGAAGGGAUUCACUCACUCUUCCCACCUGAUCAGACACCUGCGUGUUCACUCUGGGGAGAAGCCCUUCACCUGCUCAGACUGUGGGAAGGCAUUUACACAGUCCUCUCACUUGCAAGUACACCGGCGUGUUCACAGUGGAGAGAGGCCAUUUAUCUGCUCUGUUUGUGGGAAGCGAUGUACUCAAUCUUCUGACCUGAUGAGGCACCAGCGGGUGCACACUGGGGAGAGGCCAUUCACCUGCUCUGAAUGUGGGAAGGGAUUCACUCGGUCAUCUCACCUGCUAGCACACCAGGCAGUUCACACUGGGGAGAGGCCAUUCACCUGCUCUGAAUGUGGGGUGGGAUUCACUCACUCAUCCUAUCUGAUAAGUCAUCAGCGGGUUCACACUGGGGAGAGGCCGUUCACCUGCUUAGAAUGUGGGAAGGGAUUCACUCGGUCUUCUCACCUACUGGCGCACCAGAGAGUCCACACUGGGGAGAGGCCAUUCACCUGCUCGAUUUGUGGGAAGGGAUUCACUGAGUCGUCUCACCUGCAUGCGCACCAGCGAGUUCACACUGGGGAGAGGCCAUUCACCUGUUCCGUGUGUGGGAAGGCAUUCACUCACUCAUCCCAGCUGAUAAGGCACCAGCGAGUUCACUCCGGGGAGAAGCCGUACACUUGCUCGGACUGUGGGAAGGCGUUUAAUCAGUCCUCUCACUUGCAGACCCACCAGCGAGUUCACAGUGGGGAGAGACCAUAUAUCUGCCCAAUCUGUGGGAAGGGAUUCAUCCAAUCAGCUGAACUGCUGAAACACCAGCGAGUUCAUAGUGGGGAAGCCCGUUCACCUGUUGUGAAUGUGGGAAGAGAUUCACUCAGUUACACCACAUUGUGAAGUAUCAGUGGGUUUACACUGAGAGGCUGCAUACCUGGCCUGUGUGAGUAAACAGGUUUACUCGUUCAUCCUACCUGCUGGUACGCCAGCUCAAGAUUUUGGGGAGUUAUGUACGGUGUCUUCGCACCCGUAGACACCAUCAUGCUCACAGUGGCCGGGGUCCAUUCAUCUGCUCUGUGUGGCAGGAAUUCACUUGCUCAGCCCACAGGCAGAAACACCAGUGGGUUCACAGUGGAAAGAGGGCACUCACCUGUUCUGUGUGUGGGAGGGAUAUACUCUGUCAUCCAGCCUGAAGAUGUUCCCAUUGCACAGUGACCAUAUACCUGAUCUGACUCUGGGUAGCGAUUCCUUAAGAUCCCCAACCUCAGGACACAUAAGUGAGUUCACACUGGAGAGGGGUUAUCCAUCUGGUCUAGGUGUGGGAAGGAAUUCAUUCAGUCACUUCAGCCACUGAGCACCAGCGAGUUCCCACGAGGGAGUAGCCGUUCACCUGUUCUGAGUGUGGGAAGGGUUUCAUUCAGUUAAACCACCUUGUGAGGCUCCAUUAAGUUCACAAUAAGGUGAGGCCACACUUCUGUCCUAAAUGAGCAAAGAGAUUUACUCAGUUGUCCCUUAUGGUGAGAUUCCAGCAACUUCACAUCAAGGAGAAGGUUCGAAUAAGCUGUCUGUUAUAUUUUUAGGCAUCACGGCAGCUGGAUCUGGUUGCAAGCUCCUGAAUGAUUCUUCAUGUCAGGUUCUGCUGUUACUGCAGCUGCUGACCGUACCCGGGACUGAACCCUGGUCAUUGAGCAUUCAAGGGGUUAAUUCCAGCCUUAAAUGAGACUGGUGUUUAAUAUUGUAGAUCUGUGACAAAUAAAUGAGUUGCAUUUCAAA